CCCUUGCUAGUUGCUUCCUAUAGUAAGCCUUGCUUCCUCUCGACCAAGGCUAGCUUUCGCAAUGGCGCCAUCGACCAAGCUCUUCCUCGUGCUCCUCGGCCUGAACUUGAUGGUCACCACUGUGCACGGUAGCUGUGAACCUCACUGCCCUACCCCGACCCCACCGUCUCCUCCAUCGACCAACGGCGGCUCAUGCCCUAUUGACACGCUGAAACUGCGUGUGUGCGCCAACGUGCUGAACCUGCUGAAGCUCGGGCUUGGCGUGCCGCUGAGCGAGCGGUGCUGCCCGCUGCUGGCCGGUCUGGCCGACCUGGACGCCGCGGUGUGCCUCUGCACCGCCAUCAAGGUCAAGGUCCUCGGCGUCAUCAACCUCAACGUCCCCGUCGACCUGGUGCUCCUGCUCAACCACUGCCACAAGACCUGCCCGCCCGGCUUCACCUGCCCGCACUGAUAGAUCAACGUACUCGUCCAAGCAUGGCAUGCUGCGUACAUAUGCCAUGCAUGCAGCUUCCUAUACACUACUCCAGUUUGUGUUUG
Messenger RNA from Triticum dicoccoides, 537 nucleotides. Its product is annotated as cortical cell-delineating protein-like. The transcript has a single exon. NCBI's taxonomy places the organism in Eukaryota, Viridiplantae, Streptophyta, Magnoliopsida, Poales, Poaceae. The coding region runs from base 62 to 451 and encodes 129 amino acids. The record is from RefSeq and is a predicted model, not a curated record.